AUCCUAGUAUAGACAUCUAUCCCUCUUCUCUUGGCAUGUUUACACAGAAUGUACAGCCAAAACACAGAACAAAAAUCAUUUGGGGCUCCAACUAGUCCACGGAUCUCCUUCUCCAACAACUUGGUGGAAUUCAUUGCCAACAACAACGCUCGUUCUUCUUCCCAUCUUCAGAUGAUUAAGAACGAGAGGUACGCCGGCGCCGCCCCUGUAUCCUCGGACUUUGAAUUCUCAGUCGCCAAUUCCUCCCUCAUCAUGAGCGGCGCCGAUGAGCUCUUCUCUAAUGGAAGGCUUUUGCCGUUUAAACAACACGCCCAGAAGAACACUCUCAGAGACGAGCUGCUUGCCCAGGAUGAUGAAGAAGGUGAUGAUUUCUCUCUAAGGCCACCCAAAAGUUCUAACAAGUGGAAAGGACUUUUGGGGCUCAGAAAAUCCAAGAAAGUUGACAAGAAUGAGGAAAAGACUGAAGAGAUUCAUGGCACCAAGACUUCCCAGGAAACAUUGCAUGGUGGAGGAGCAAGCAUUGGUUUUAAAGGCUGAAUUUGAUGGGUUCUUACUUUAAUUUGGGUAGUAUCAGUGUUUUUACUAGCAAGUUUAGGUAAAAACAUUUUGAUCUUCAUCGGAUCAUGUUAGUGGUUAAUUGGUGUCAGAUUAGUAUGGUGGUGUAGUUCUUAAUUAAAGCUAUUGACCAUCCUUAAUUUCAUCAAAACCUUGUACUGCACUUGUUCAUUAUUGUAGAGAUUGUCUGAUCUUAAUUAUUGUCAUGUUAAUGCUCAUCCUAUCCCAGUUUAUGAAUUAUGAAAUUGUCUGA
Ipomoea triloba (trilobed morning glory) is the source of this 808-nucleotide messenger RNA. RefSeq lists its product as uncharacterized. The record is from RefSeq and is a predicted model, not a curated record. NCBI's taxonomy places the organism in Eukaryota, Viridiplantae, Streptophyta, Magnoliopsida, Solanales, Convolvulaceae. The transcript has 2 exons. The coding region runs from base 49 to 537 and encodes 162 amino acids.